ACUCUGGUGCAUAAAAAUAUAGUGCUUAUUUCCAUGUAGUGGAAGUAUGUUUUCCUUUCUUUGUACGUUUCUGUAGUCGCUAAAUGUUCUACAAGGAACAGGUGCUGCUUUUACGAUCAGAUCAAUCCCACUUCCUUUCCCUUCUUUUCUUUUCUUUCCCUUUCUCUUUCUUUCUUUUUUUUUUAAAGAGAAUGAAGUGGUUCUUGUAUGUGUCCUGGCCUGGUGCUUUCCCAAGCCAUGGGACGGAGCCUUUGUGUGCCUGACCAGUUCCCUCUGUUCCAUUAGGGCAAGCUGGAGAUGACCUUGGAGAUUGUAGCAGAGAGUGAGCAUGAGGAACGGCCUGCUGGCCAGGGCCGAGAUGAGCCCAACAUGAAUCCUAAGCUCGAGGACCCCAGGCGCCCUGACACCUCCUUCCUCUGGUUCACGUCCCCGUACAAGACCAUGAAGUUCAUCCUGUGGCGGCGGUUCCGGUGUGCCAUUGUCCUCUUCAUCAUCCUCUUCAUCCUCCUGCUGUUCGUGGGCAUCUUCAUCUACGCCUUCCCGAACUAUGCUGCAAUGAAGCUGGUGAAGCCCUUCAGCUGAGGACUCUCUGGCCCAGGACUGGCUGCCUUCUCUGCCCAACUUAGCCAGGCUCCUCCAGGCCCUACCAUCCUGCCAGGUGGGCAGAGAGACACAUGCUCCAAGAGUCGGUGACACUGAGUCCUGGGAUCGUCCCCCUUUCAUCAUUUCUUUCUCCCCCAACCCAACCUUUUUGGAUCAGCCCCUGUGUAUUUCAGUAUAAAACAGUUUGAACCACA
Messenger RNA from Manis javanica (Malayan pangolin), 797 nucleotides. The record is from RefSeq and is a predicted model, not a curated record. Lineage: Eukaryota; Metazoa; Chordata; Mammalia; Pholidota; Manidae.